GUGGCGGAGGCUGAGGGCAGUCUGCAGAGCGCAGGGCGCGGGGCGAUCGCGUCGGGGCUUGGGCGGCGGGCAGUGGGCUCAGGCUCCCCGGUGCCCGCCCCUCCGCCUGGGGUGGGGGGCCGCGAGCGGGCGGCCGGGGAGGGGCCGGCACCGCCUCCGCAAAAUGAGCCUGCUGUCGGCCAUCGACACGAGCGCUGCCUCGGUGUACCAGCCGGCCCAGUUACUCAACUGGGUCUACCUGUCGCUGCAGGACACGCACCAGGCGAGCGCAUUCGAUGCCUUCCGGCCCGAGCCGCCCGCCGGCGCCGCGCCCCCAGAGCUGGCCUUCGGCAAGGGCCGCCCGGAACAGCUGGGCUCGCCCCUGCACUCCAGCUAUCUCAACAGCUUCUUCCAGCUGCAACGCGGAGAGGCGCUGAGCAGCAGCAUAUACAAGAGUGCAUCACCCUAUGGCUCCCUCAACAACAUUGCUGAUGGCCUCAGCUCCCUCACUGAGCACUUCUCAGACCUGACCCUCACCUCGGAGACCCGCAAACCCAGCAAGCGGCCCCCGCCCAACUACCUGUGCCACCUGUGCUUCAACAAAGGACACUACAUCAAGGACUGCCCCCAGGCACGCCCCAAAGGCGAGGGUCUGACCCCUUACCAGGGCAAAAAGCGCUGCUUCGGCGAAUACAAGUGUCCCAAGUGCAAGAGAAAAUGGAUGAGUGGGAACUCCUGGGCCAACAUGGGACAGGAGUGCAUCAAGUGCCACAUCAACGUGUACCCACACAAGCAGAGACCCCUGGAGAAGCCUGACGGCCUGGAUGUAUCUGACCAGAGCAAGGAGCACCCCCAGCACCUCUGCGAGAAGUGUAAGGUUCUCGGCUACUACUGCCGCCGAGUGCAAUGACCUGGAUCUGGCCACGCCCGAAGCCGCCCUCCUGCCAGCCAGAGAAGAUGCCACCUCCCCUGUGUUUCUCCGUGUUGCUGCAUGUCCCCCUGUACAGGGGGGUGUCCUUGCAGACCUACGGGUCUGGGCAGGGGGAUCUUAGGUUCUUGUCUCAUGUGUGUUGACAAACAGUGUUACUGAUAUAGCUACCCCUGCAGAGGGCAGGUCUGUGUGGAGGGGACAGGGGUGAGCAGAGGUCAGUGCACAGAUCUGUCCUGUCCCCUGCAGGCUCUCUUCCCCUCUGAGACAUCCUUUGGGGUGAGCAGCCUUGUAUUGGCCACAAGUGCACUAAAUUUACUGUGAAUCCCGAAGCCUGCAAGGGACCGUCUCCCCAAGACCAGCCAGGCUGCCUUCCACCCAGAGCCUUCCAGUUUACCCUGUGUGCAGAGCCACUCUCAGAAAGCCCUAUUUGUCUGUCCUAAGUCAGCAAUCAUGGUGAGUUGACACCUAUUCUAGCAGCUGCCAGGGAGUGGGCAUCUCUGUCCCUUGCCCACUUUGAGCCCCAAACUUGACCAUCUCUGACAUCACUGGCAUUGCACAUGGGUGUUGCAUGCCCCCUCAUCCCAUAGACCCAGAGGCCAGGGACAGGGAGGCAUUGAAUGUUGGACAGUGCCCCAAGGUGUGACCUGGGGCACAUUAGGCAAUGUCUCCCCCACCCACCACCACACGUGUUCCCCACUUGCUUGGAUUUUGUCAGCCCUGUUCCCUUUCCUCUCCCUCCCCUCCUCCCAUGCUGGUCCACCCCCUGAUUAAGGUUGUGGGGCCCAGCAGGGAAGCCACUCUGUCAGGAAGGACACAGGCCUGGCGGUCUGGAGACCUAGGUUCAGAAGCUGGCCCCGCCACUGAGAUGGUAUGGAGCCCUGGGAAGGACUUUCCAUCUCCAGGCCUCAGUUUCCCCACUAGUUAAGUGAGAGAGUGCCACUAGGGAGCAGAGAGAGGCCUGUUCCAGUUCUGAUGUGCUCGGAUUCAGCCUAGCUGGGUGCCACCUCCUGGAGCAGAGAGCUUCAUUUCGAGAAUUUCACCAGGGCCCGUACUCCACACCGUCACCCACCAGUUGGUCACCCAAGAGUUCAAGCUGAGGAAUGCCAGUCCUCCCCUGAGGCCCCCUGCAGUCCUAGCCCUGCAUGUUGUCCCUCACCCCUGCAAAAAUGGACAAGGAUCGCCCCUUCUCACACAGGGCAACCCUGAGACAAGCUACAGAACCCCUCGUUUGUAAAACGAGAACAAUGAUUUCCUACCUCCUGAGGGAGCAGGGAGGUCUCUUGCAUGUCGCAUUGGCCAGGGAGACACUGUCCUGGCUAGCAGUAGGGAUCGUGCUCCCCUCCCUCCUCUCUCCCCUUGGAGAGCCCCAUUAUUAUCGUCUUAUCAUCCUUCCUCUUAGGGAGAGAGAGCUGGCUGUCAGGACUGGGUCAUUUAAUUUCGCCUCAACAUUAUGCCUCUGAGGAAAAAAAAAAAAAGACCACGAAAUGGGCCUGAAAUUCAGUGUUUACCGUGGCUCAAGGACACCCAACUGGUGCCCAGUCGCCUUGUAUUUUCAGAUGAAAAUGCUGUGUACAACUGAGGAAUUACAGUGAAGUGUUAUAGCCAGGGGUCCAGGGAGCGAGGCAAAAAGAUGGAGUGAGUGGAUUUGCAGCCAGGGAGCUGCAGAGUAGAUUUCAGGGGGCUAUGCUCUCUGAGCACUUAAAAAAAGUGCGUUUGCUCCAGCCUGAGCCCUCUAGCUGCCUGCCUCUGCCCACAGGGGCAGAAUGCUGGGCAACCAACUGAACGCCCUCACCGCCCACUGGGAACGCCACUGAGGAAUCCCUCCCAGCUGCUCCCUGCUCUCUCCACAGUGUCAAGGUGAGCUGGAGUUGCCCUGGCCCAAGGCUCUCUGUCCCCGAGGAGAAGCUGUUACUGUCAGUCAUCCCAGUGCACUGCUAAAGAUAAUGUUCGCAGUGGUGUGCAGUGCGCUUGUCUCUGCUCCAAGGAUCAGGCCCCAACCCUUUCAGGGUCCUGGCCCCACAGGGAGACCCUGGCCCCAGGACGCCUGGAGCCUGCCAACUGUGCUGCAAUAGUGGAGGAAGCCCAUACCCUAAUAAGAGCCCAGGCUCCAGCCUGCUGGAGAGAGGAGGCUUCCACAGGCCAACAGGAGAUAGGAUAUCACCCCAAAAUGACCUUUUCAGUGGGCUUGUCCAGCUGGCAGCCAUUGCCCCUGCCAUCUGUGCAGAGCUGGCCACCAUGAGGGCUGGCCCUCCUGCAGGAGGCAGCCCCUCCGCACGCCCCACUCCUGCACUGUUCUGGCUGAAUUUGGGGCCUCUCUGUGGUCAGCAGGAGCCACUGCUGCCCAGGCUGGGUACGGUGAGGAUUAAGUGCUCAGAGGGCCUGGGAGCCCGGGGGACAGGAAGGCGUGUGGUUUUAGUACGUUCAAAAGGGACAAUCGCUUGCAGCUAGUGGAUCUAGCGAUCUAGUUGGGAGAUAAUGGUGUUUACCCCGUAUGAAGUAUUCAAUAGUUCUACUUGUGAAUUUGUAUUUAUUUUGAGUUAUACUUGACACAGAAUUCCUUUUUUAAAAAAAGAAAAAUACUGUGUGUGUAUUUUGAAAAAAAGUCAUAGAUGUUAAAAUUUCUGCCUGGUUACCAAUUUUUCUCACAACACUGAAUUUGUUAUCUUCUCCCGAAAAAUCUUCACAGUGACUUUUGUCUGUAUAUAUUUGAAGGCCUUUUUUUAAAAAAAGAAAAAGAAAAGAAAAAUAUACUUGCUCAAUUUUUGAGAUUAAAAAACACACAGAGAGGCAUUUUCUAAACGUCAGAACUUUCAGGAGGGCAAUAGAAUGUCAAAUGAAGAUUUCUGGAAGUAUUUUGCAAACCUUUUGGUUGAGCUACAAGAAAAUAUUUAUGGUGAGAAUUUUUCUCUUUUUCCUGUUGUUCUUUUGUUUUUUUGGUUUGAUUUUUUACUAUGCUUUGGUCUGUAAAAAGUAUGCAACUCAACUACAUUAAGAAGGAAAUAUUGUCUACAUAGAAUAUUAUAUGAAGUUGGUACAUAAUUCUGAUGAGGAAAAAAAAUCUUUGCAAUUCUUUAAGCCAUAUUGUUGUUUCCUUGGAUGAAAAUAUCAGUAUUAAGUAGCCAGCAUAUUAUUCAAGUGCUUAGACUUAUGUUCCUUUCCUGUAUUUAUACAUAUGUGUAUUUUGGAAAGUAUUGCCUUUUUUAAGGGAAGCUAUUGUUAGAUUAGUGAAGAAGGGAAUGGUGACCCCUUUGAGCCUCUUCAGCUGAGGAUAACCAGCACAGCAUUGUAAUGCAUUCUCUCACACCUUCUUAUUAUUAUCUUGUUAUUGUUAUUAAUUUUGUAAGGGGGUGGGGAGUGGGCCAGGGGAAGAAGAAGCAGAUAACUAACCAGCCCCUCUAUGGCCGGCCAGCUCCAAAGAUGGCCUCCUUAUUCUGGUGGAGGACUCUCGAUCAGCAGGGCCCAAGAAGGGAAGAGGAGGCAGGAGGCCGACUUCUCCAUGCCUCUUUGGAGCUUUGCCAUCUGAGCCAUGCCUCUGGUCCCCAUGCUCUUUGAACUUGGCUAUGUCAGCCAGAGACCUUCCACCUGCCCUCUGACAUCUAGUAGACUUGAAUGCACUCUAAACAAAUAUUUACUCCAACAUCACUACAUUGUAGCCCAGCCCAGCUAACUCUGAAGUUGGGGAGGCGUUGGGGCCUUUAGGGAGGAGGCCGAGCCGGCCCCUGGGGCUGGUGGCAGCAGGCUCAUUGUUCUCUGUUGCCAACCACACCGUUCGACCUCCUCCACUCCCGUAUGGUGACCCUGUCCAUGUCUGUCUCUGUUAAUACGUGUGUGUCAAGCUAAAAAGACAAACAGAACCCGUGGGCCCCACUUGGAGGGUGUGUGGCGAAGGUUCCCGACCUCCCAAAAGGGCUGUCCUCGGGAUGGCAUUCCGUUGUGUGCCUUAUUCCUGGAGAAUCUGUAUACGGCUUGCCUAUAGAAAUAUAGCUUUUUAUGCUGUAUUAAAAGGCCUUUUAAAAGCAA
Molecule: messenger RNA, 4930 nt
Organism: Equus caballus (horse)
Lineage: Eukaryota; Metazoa; Chordata; Mammalia; Perissodactyla; Equidae
Gene: ZCCHC24
Product: zinc finger CCHC-type containing 24
Molecular function (GO): nucleic acid binding; zinc ion binding
Source: RefSeq, a predicted model, not a curated record